Molecule: messenger RNA, 708 nt
Organism: Alnus glutinosa
Lineage: Eukaryota; Viridiplantae; Streptophyta; Magnoliopsida; Fagales; Betulaceae
Exons: 1
Coding region: 1-708 (235 amino acids)
Source: RefSeq, a predicted model, not a curated record
AUGAUAUUGGAAGAUGAAUCAGAAUGUGCUCUUCUGAAUCAUUGGAACUACGCAAUUCAAUGCAAUGUAAAAGAGUUGAAUCUUGAAGUAUGGAUCCAUCAAAAGAGGUAUGAGUUGCCUAAGAAGUACUAUGAGCUGCUUGAGAGGGCUCUCGUAGCAAAAUCAAUAACUGUGCUGAAAUUGUCACUGUGUAAGUUGAAGUCAUUUUACAGUGAUAUUAACUUACCCUCUUUGAAAAAGUUGGAUUUGGGUACUAUCGUGGAAAAUCAAGUUGUCCAAACUCUUUUUGAUGGUGGUUGUCGCAAUUUAGAAGAGAUGAGAUUUGAACAUUGUUAUGGGUUGAAAAGUCUACAGGUCUCAAUUCUUCCUAAACUCAAGGCCAUUGAGCUGGUAGAAAAUCCUCAACUUGAGAAUGUUGAGAUAGAAGCAUCGAAUCUUGAAUCUUUACUUCUCAACCUUAUGAGACCAUGCCAAAUCAACCUAGGUCGGUGCGGAAAUUUAAACAAGUUAUUAUUAAAUUCAUGCAGCAUUACUGACAAAUGGUUGCAAGAUUUUCUUUCUAAACAUCCACUCGUUGAAUACUUGGACCUACGAUAUUGUAGUGUGUUGAAAAGGAUUAACAUUUCAAGUCAUCGCAUGAAGAGUUUGGCCUUUAUUUAUUGCUCCGAGUUGGUUGAAGUUGACAUUGUUACUCCUAACUUACAUUGA